AGGCUGCCCAGGGGGGUUGUGGAGUCUCCUGUGCAGACAUUCCAACCCGCCUGGACACCUUCCUGUGUAACCUCAUCUGGGUGUUCCUGCUCCAUGGGGGGAUUGCACUGGAUGAGCUUUCCAGGGCCCUUCCACCCCUGACAUCCUGGGAUUCUGUGUUUACUCUGGAGAAUAGGAAAGGUCUGAGAAAUGUCAGUGUGUUGCAUCUGGGAAACCCAGAAGGGUUUUUGUGCUUGAAUACUGAGGUGAUGAGAAGAUGGGAGUUACAAACUGAGAAGAAUCCACUCGUGCUUCCUGUGUCAGGCGUGCUUGUGUGUCUCCCGUGUUCAGACAGGAGGACUUGGGGGCUUCUGCGUUUUCUGUAGAAACAAGAGGACAACAGUCUUCCAAAUCCUGGAGCGUGUCAAACCGUGGUUAGCACCAGUGUAUCAGUCUGUGGUGAAGAGUAAAAAGAAUCACCCAUUUGCUGCUCUGAGGAUUAAUUGGCUCCACUUACAGCACCAUGGACGAACUGCAGGAUGUUCAGCUGACGGAGAUCAAACCGCUCCUGAAUGAUAAGAAUGCAGCUCGCAACUUCCAGGACUUCGACUGUCAGGAACAUGACAUUGAGACAGCCUUUGGAGUGGUCCAUGUCACCAUGCGGGGCACACCCAAGGGGAAGAGACCUGUCAUCCUCACAUACCAUGAUAUUGGCCUCAACCACAAAUCCUGUUUUAAUGCAUUCUUUAACUUUGAAGACAUGCAAGAGAUCACUCAGCAUUUUGCUGUGUGCCACGUGGAUGCACCAGGCCAGCAGGAAGGAGCUCCCCCUUUCCCGUCGGGGUACCAGUAUCCCAGUAUGGAUGAACUGGCUGAAAUGCUGCCUGCUGUUCUGACACACCUGAACCUGAAAAGCUUCAUUGGGAUUGGACUGGGAGCUGGCGCUUACAUCCUCAGCAAGUGUGCACUCAACCACCCCAACCUGGUGGAGGGACUUGUUCUUAUUAAUGUUGAUCCAUGUGCAAAGGGCUGGAUUGACUGGGCAGCAUCCAAGUUUUCAGGUUGGACAACCAACAUAGUGGAUAUUGUCUUGGCGCAUCACUUUGGACACGAGGAAUUGCAGGCAAAUCUAGAUUUGAUCCAAACAUACAGGCUUCAUAUCGCGCAGGACAUUAACCAAGAUAACCUUCAGCUGUUCCUCACCUCAUACAACAGUCGUAGAGACCUGGAAAUUGAGAGGCCAGUUCUUGGCAUCAAUGAAAAUACUGCAAAAACACUCAAGUGCCCUGUGUUGCUCGUGGUUGGUGACAACUCGCCUGCCGUGGAAGCAGUGGUUGAAUGCAAUUCACGUCUUGACCCAACCAAAACUACACUGCUGAAGAUGGCCGACUGCGGGGGCCUGCCCCAGGUGGUCCAGCCCGGCAAACUGACCGAAGCCUUCAAGUACUUUGUGCAGGGAAUGGGCUACAUGCCAGCAGCCAGCAUGACCAGGCUGAUCCGCUCCCGUACUCACUCCUCCUCCAGCGUGGGCUCCGGCGACAGCGUCCGCAGCCGCUCUCACACCAGCAACCAUGGUGAUGGAAGUGCUGGAACCCCAGAAGGAACUGACCUCCAGGAUGCACCUCAGACCAUGGAAGUGUCCUGUUAGGCAGGAGCCCGUCUUCUGGAUUCAGACAACUCCACUUGCCCCCACUGAACCCACUCAGAAUUUAGCAUUUCAUCCAACAUGGCAUUAACUGUUCUCUCUAACUUGUGCAUGCCCAUCUGAGCUGCCACCCCUUUGGUAGUCUGUACUUGGCAUUACUUUGGUUCUUUCUGUAUGCCCUUGGCAUCGGAGCCUCUUUAAAACUUGUUAACAUUCCGCAGUCUUAGUAAGUCCCGUUACUGUACAUGUUGAUACCAUCUCCUGUCUGUGCUGUAUAUCAAUCCAGAUGACAGCCGUUGUCUCCCCUGUUCAUUUAAAUAUAAUUUCUGUGGCUUUGUGAGGUUUAGAAUUGCUUUCUAGUUGUGCUUCUGCUAAAGGACCCUUGUGGUGCAGUUGGAAUGGCAUCUGUGGGCUGUGGGAAAGCAAGACCGUGAUGAUGUGAGCCCCAGGCGCUGCUCCUUGGCAAAGCUGUGCCGGGAGCGCAGAACCCACCAGAAGGUCUUUGUGUUCCCAGGACUCUCGGCACGCCAGGCAGCCGUGGGGAGAACAAACGGUCAGAAAUACUGUCUUGGUCUCAUCUCUGUACGUGUGUUAAGGAGCAGAUUUCUUACCUUUGCCUCCUGAAAGGGUGAAGCAAUUAACCAGUAAACUUACAGUAGCCGAGAUGCACUAUUAACCAAGUACAAGGGAUUAAACUCAGCAGCCCUGGCUUCCAGCCCACCUCUCUGGCCCUCUGCCUCUCCUGCAGAAGGGCCAGAUGCAGUUCACACUGCUCACUGCUCCGCCCUGGCACAGGUGGGUCUGUGACAUGGAGCGGGUUGUGGAACGGGCAGCAGCGCCCCUCGCCAGGUGGACACCCCAAAAUCUGCACUGCCAGCGCUGCUCCCCACUGCUGCCACCCGGGCAGGGGGCUGACUGGGGCUCGGGCAGUACCAGUGGAUGUCAGUGGCGGCCAGCAGGUGCAGAGUGUGAGUCUGGUCAGCAGUGCGAGCAGUGAACUGUGCAGGUACUGUUUAAUGCCUUGUGGAAUUCAUAAUUCUGCUGCCUUUCCCCAUCUGGCCGGGUCACAGAGGGCGGGAGGCAGGUGCCUGCUGAGCGCCAGGGUCUCGCUGUUAACGGGAGAAAAGGGAUGAGUGGUCAGGCUGCCACAGAUCUCGAUAGAUGAGCAAAACAUCCUUUCUUAACUGUUGAGCUGUCCUGACUGGCUGGGAGCCAGCUCCUCCGAGGGUCACGCUCACGUUCUGCUCCAUUUCAGGUAGGGAAUGGGACUGGGAGGCUCUGCCUGAGGGGGACUUUGUACCAGUUAUUAAAUAAAGCUAUAACUGAGUUUCAUUGUUA
This is a messenger RNA of Columba livia (rock pigeon), 2962 nucleotides long. RefSeq names its product NDRG family member 3 (gene NDRG3). Gene Ontology annotation, cellular component: cytoplasm. The record is from RefSeq and is a predicted model, not a curated record. Lineage: Eukaryota; Metazoa; Chordata; Aves; Columbiformes; Columbidae. Bases 503 to 1627 code for a protein of 374 amino acids. Gene Ontology annotation, biological process: signal transduction. The transcript is spliced from 16 exons.